GGAGGCAGCGAAGAUGGCGGCGGCAGUGGGGAGAGCCGGUUCCUUCAGCUCCUCUUCCUCCGGGAUCGGUUCGGCUGCUGCUUUUUCCUCUUCUUCGUCCGCCGCUACGGCCACAACCAACAACAACGCGGAGCUGCGGGCAGGCGGCGAUGAGGACGAUGGGCAGAACCUCUGGUCCUGUAUCCUCAGUGAGGUGUCCACGCGCUCCCGCUCUAAGCUGCCAUCGGGGAAGAACGUUCUCCUGUUGGGUGAAGAUGGAGCUGGUAAAACUAGCCUAAUAGGAAAAAUUCAAGGCAUAGAGGAAUAUAAAAAAGGAAGAGGAAUGGAGUAUUUGUAUUUAAAUGUGCAUGAUGAAGAUCGAGAUGACCAAACAAGAUGUAAUGUAUGGAUAUUGGAUGGUGACCUGUAUCACAAAGGUCUUCUUAAAUUCGCAAUGGAGGCAAGCUCUCUAAAGGACACUCUAAUUAUGUUGGUAGUAGACAUGUCUAGGCCUUGGACUGCACUGGAUUCUUUACAAAAAUGGGCAAGUGUUGUAAGAGAACAUAUUGACAAGUUAAAAAUUCCUCCUGAAGAAAUGAAAGAAAUGGAACAAAAACUGGUAAGAGACUUCCAGGAAUAUAUAGAACCAGGCGAGGAUUUUCCAGCUUCUCCACAGAGAAGAAAUACUUCAUUACAGGAAGACAAAGAUGACAGUGUGAUUUUACCCCUGGGUGCAGAUACACUAACAUGUAACUUAGGCAUUCCAGUAGUAGUAGUUUGUACAAAGUGUGAUGCCAUCAGCAUUCUGGAAAAAGAGCAUGACUACAGAGAUGAACACUUUGACUUCAUUCAGUCACAUAUCAGACAGUUUUGCUUACAAUAUGGGGCAGCUCUUAUUUACACUUCAGUAAAGGAGAACAAAAACAUUGAUUUAGUGUAUAAAUAUAUUGUCCAGAAGUUGUAUGGUUUUCCUUUCAAUGUUCCAGCUGUUGUUGUGGAAAAAGAUGCAGUAUUUAUUCCUGCAGGUUGGGAUAACGACAAGAAGAUAGGAAUAUUGCAUGAGAACUUUCAGACACUAAAAGCAGAAGACAGUUUUGAAGAUAUCAUAACAAAACCACCAGUCAGAAAGUUUGUUCAUGAAAAAGAAAUUGUAGCAGAAGAUGACCAAGUGUUUCUUAUGAAGCAGCAGUCACAGCUGGCGAAACAACCACCUACUGCUGCAGGAAGGCCAGUGGAUGCCUCUCCAAGAGUUCCUGGUGGGUCCCCUAGGACACCAAAUAGAUCUGUAACAUCAAACGUUGCCAGUGUUACACCUAUCCCUACUGGGUCAAAAAAAAUUGAUCCCAAUAUGAAAGCUGGAGCUACUAGUGAAGGAGUCCUGGCUAACUUCUUUAAUAGUCUCCUGAGCAAGAAAACUGGUUCCCCCGGUGGCCCUGGUGGUGUUGGUGGCAGUCCCGGAGGAGGUGGCCCUGGAGGUGCUGGCAGCAACUUACCACCAUCAGCAAAAAAAUCAGGUCAGAAGCCAGUCUUAACAGAUGUUCAAGCAGAAUUGGACAGAAUUUCACGAAAACCUGAAAUGGUCUCUCCUACAACACCUACAUCUCCCACAGAAGGUGAAGCAUCCUGAAGACACCAAAUAAAACCAAUUGUUCACUUUUCUGGGAUAAGUCAAACUUGCCUCUGCCUCUUCCUUCAGUGACUGGAACUAAAGAACUGAAUUAUCUUUCAGAACACAAACAGUUGAUGUUUAUCUUUUUCUUAUGUGUUGCCCAGCUUUACAAAAGGGAGCUGUACAGAUGGAAAACGGUUAUCACAUCCUGUAGGAGUACUGCUCAGUGCAAGAAUAGUAAAUUAAUUUUUUUCUGGGUUUUGUUGAAAAGUCAGUGUCAUUUUGUAAAAUGCAAGUAUAUCCACUUAAGUUAUAGGGGUUGCUUAGAGCAGGAAAACUGGUAUGCACCACGGGCACUUAAUUUAUAUUGAUUUUUCGAACCUGUUAGGCAAGUUUAACACUAUCUUUAAAUAGAUUAACCUCUACAGAAGAGAACAACUACUAAUUUUUGGAAGACAAAAUUAACUGCACAAAGCUGUAACAACAGCAAACUCCAAUUGUACUUGAAUUGGGAUAUGGUUAAAAAAAACCUGUUUGGGGUAUGGUUAAAAAAACCCUGUUUGUGAUAUGGUUUAAAAAAAAAAAAAACAAACAAACAGUUUGAUCUCCACUAAAUUUACACUGCAUUCAAAAACCCAUGCAAAAAUUCAUUCCAGAUAUAAGACUAAAUUAGUGAACAUUUUAGGGUAGGGGGGUUCUCUUUGAUUAAUUUCAGACACUGAAUAACAGAUGUAUAAAGACAAAGCAGAGGUUAAAUGUACAGAUUAUCAGUAUCCAGAUUUGUCUAUAUAUAUGGCUCAGCCUUAAGGGCCCCCACUGUUUCCCACAUGAGUUAUGGUUUAAAA
Molecule: messenger RNA, 2433 nt
Organism: Indicator indicator
Lineage: Eukaryota; Metazoa; Chordata; Aves; Piciformes; Indicatoridae
Gene: DYNC1LI1
Product: dynein cytoplasmic 1 light intermediate chain 1
Exons: 13
Coding region: 14-1606 (530 amino acids)
Biological process (GO): microtubule cytoskeleton organization; microtubule-based movement
Cellular component (GO): cytoplasmic dynein complex; centrosome
Molecular function (GO): dynein heavy chain binding
Source: RefSeq, a predicted model, not a curated record